AGUGUGCCUUGUGUUGGAGCGUUUCUGUCGCUGCUCGUUUCCAGUGAAGCUUUUUCAUAGGAUUGUCUGCUUAUGGUCCCAGCUUUGCGAUUCCGGUAGCUUGCCGAGACUGCAGUUGUCAUUGAUCUAUUUAAAGAGCCUACAGUCAGGAGCCCAUAGGAAUUAAACGGUGCGAUGAUGUGCGAGGUGAUGCCGACCAUCAGCGAGGACACGGCGCUGAGCCAGCGCGGCUCCCAGAGCAGCGCCUCGGAUCCGGACUCCCACUUCGAGCAGCUGAUGGUCAACAUGCUGGACGAGCGCGACCGUCUCCUGGACACCCUGCGGGAGACCCAGGAGAGCCUAGGCCUAGCCCAGCAGCACCUGCAGGACGUCAGCUACGACCGCGACUCGCUCCAGAGGCAGCUCAGCUCCGCCCUGCCGCAGGAGUUUGCAGCCCUGACCAAAGAGCUGAAUGUCUGCAGGGAGAAUCUGCUGGAGAAGGAGGAGGAGAUCUCCGAACUCAAGGCUGAGAGGAACAACACCAGGCUCCUCCUUGAGCACCUGGAGUGCCUGGUCUCCAGACACGAGCGCUCUCUGCGGAUGACCGUGGUCAAGCGGCAGGCCCAGUCUCCCUCGGGAGUGUCCAGCGAGGUGGAGGUCCUGAAAGCCCUGAAGUCCCUGUUUGAGCACCACAAGGCUCUAGACGAGAAGGUGAGAGAGAGACUACGGGUGUCGCUAGAGCGGGUCUCUGCCUUGGAGGAGGAGCUGACCGCAGCCAAUCAGGAGAUCGUGGCCUUACGGGAGCAGAAUGCCCACAUCCAGAGGAAGGUGGCUUCGGGAGACGGCAGCGAGGACUCGCUGGAGGGCAGCGAUGCCGGACAGAAGGUCCAUGGCAAGCGGCUGUCUAAUGGCUCCAUGGAGUCGGCCCACGAGGCCAGCCAGGUGGUGGAGCUCCAGGAUCUGCUGGAGAAGCAGAACUACGAGCUGGCCCAGAUGAAGGAGCGCAUGUCCUCACUGUCGUCGCGCGUCUCCGAGGUGGAGCAGGAGCUGGAGACGGCUCGCAAGGACCUCAGCAAGUCAGAGGAGAUGAGCAACAAGUACCAGAGGGACAUCAGAGAGGCCAUGUGUCAGAAGGAGGACAUGGAGGAGCGUAUUGUCACCCUGGAGAAGCGCUACCUCAGCGCCCAGCGAGAAUCCACCUCCCUGCACGACAUCAGUGACAAGCUGGAGAACGAGCUAGCCAAUAAGGAGGCCUUCCUCCGACAGAUGGAGGAGAAGAACAGGCAGCUGCAGGAGCGAUUGGAGCUGGCAGAGCAGAAGCUGCAGCAGACCAUGAGGAAGGCUGAGACUCUGCCAGAGGUGGAGGCUGAGCUGGCUCAGAGGAUAGCAGCCCUCACCAAGGCAGAAGAGCGCCAUGGCAGCAUUGAGGAGCGCAUGAGGCACUUGGAGGGCCAGCUGGAGGAGAAGAACCAGGAGCUACUUAGAGCUCGACAGAGAGAAAAGAUGAACGAGGAGCACAACAAGCGUCUGUCGGACACAGUGGAUAGACUUCUCACCGAGUCCAACGAACGAUUGCAGCUCCACCUCAAAGAGAGAAUGGCGGCUCUAGAGGAAAAGAAUGUUUUAAUACAAGACUCUGAGGGUUAUAGGAAACAGUUGGAGGAUUCAAUCCAUGAAAAAACUCACCUGGCGGAUGACAUGGAGAAGCUCAGGCUGGAGCUGGACCAGUUCAGACUGAGAGCAGGCUCCCUCACGGACCCCACCCUGUCACGAUCUCACCUGGACACGUCGGCAGAGUUGCGGUUCUCCCUAGGCUCCCUGGCUGACACCCAGUCGGACCACUACCGCUCGGCUAAGGUGAUCCGCCGGUCCAGGAGAGGUCGCAUGGGCCUGCGACGUGACGAGACCAAGGCCAAAUCCCUUGGCGAGCACGAGUGGCGCUCGCAGCAGCUCGGGGUUCUGGGUAGCCACCAGUUCGAGAGCGAGAUGUCGGACAUGUCGGACAUGGACGAUGACGACCGGGAGACCCUGUUCAGCUCCAUGGAUCUGCUGUCCCCUGGGGGCCACUCGGACGCUCAGACCCUCGCCAUGAUGCUGCAGGAGCAGCUGGACGCCAUCAACAAAGAGAUAAGGCUCAUCCAGGAGGAGAAGGAGUCCACGGAGCUCCGUGCGGAGGAGAUAGAGAACCGCGUGGCCAGCGUCAGCCUGGAGGGCCUCAACCUGGCCCGCAUGCACCACCCCGGGGCCUGCAUCACCGCCUCAGCCACCGCCUCCUCCCUGGCUAGCUCCUCCCCCCCCAGUGGACACUCUACCCCCAAACUGGACCCCCGCAGCCCGGCCCGGGACAUGGAGCGCAUGGGCGUGAUGACCCUGCCAAGUGACCUGAGGAAACACAGAAGAAAGAUAGCAUCGGUGGAUGAAGAUGGCCGCGAGGACAAGGCCACCAUCAAGUGUGAGACGUCCCCCCCCUCCACGCCGCGGACCGUGCGCAUGACACACACGUUGCCGGCUUCUUCGCACAAUGACGCACGAGGGAUGGCUGCGUCCCUGGAGGCUGAGGCCAGUGCUCUGAGCAGCGUGGCCAGCAGUCAGGACUCCCUCCACAAGCAGCCUAAGAAGAAAGGCAUCAAAUCCUCCAUCGGACGGCUCUUUGGCAAGAAGGAGAAGGGCAGGCUUGCUCACCUGCAACACAGGGAAGCUGUGGGGCCGGGCCAAGCGAUCAUAUCCGACCCAGACAUGGUGGGACAGGACAUGGCCAUGAGCAAGUUAGGGACCCAGGCGGAGAAGGACCGCCGGCUGAAAAAGAAGCACGAGCUAUUGGAGGAGGCCAGGAGAAAGGGCUUACCCUUUGCCCAGUGGGACGGCCCUACCGUGGUGGCCUGGCUAGAGUUGUGGCUGGGCAUGCCGGCCUGGUACGUGGCGGCGUGUCGCGCCAACGUGAAAAGCGGCGCCAUCAUGUCGGCGCUGUCAGACACGGAGAUCCAGAGGGAGAUCGGCAUCAGCAACCCCCUGCACCGCCUCAAGCUGCGCCUGGCCAUCCAGGAGAUGGUGUCCCUCACCAGCCCCUCCGCACCACCCACCUCCCGAACCCCGUCUGGCAAUGUAUGGGUGACCCACGAGGAAAUGGAGACCAUGGCUGCCCCCUCCAAAACGAAGUCUGACUCUGAGGAAGGAAGCUGGGCACAGACUCUGGCGUACGGCGACAUGAACCACGAGUGGAUCGGAAACGAGUGGCUCCCGAGCCUGGGCCUUCCUCAGUACCGCUCCUACUUCAUGGAGUGUCUGGUGGACGCCCGCAUGCUGGACCACCUCACCAAGAAGGACCUGAGGGUGCACCUGAAAAUGGUGGACAGCUUUCACAGGACGAGUUUGCAGUACGGCAUCAUGUGUCUGAAGAAGCUGAACUAUGACAGGAAGGAGCUGGAGAGGCGCAGAGAGCACAGCCAGCACGAGAUGAGAGACGUGUUGGUGUGGAGCAACGAGCGCGUGAUCCGCUGGAUCCAGAGUAUCGGUCUUAGAGACUACGCCAACAUCCUGUUGGAGAGUGGAGUGCACGGUGCCCUAGUCGCCCUCGACGACAACUUUGACUACGUCAGCGUGGCACUGCUCCUUCAGAUCCCCAACCAAAACACUCAGGCACGUCAGAUUCUGGAGAGAGAAUAUAAUAACCUGCUAGCACUGGGCACUGACAGGAGACUGGACGAGUGUGAUGAGCGGGACCUGCGGGGGCCGUCGUGGCGGAGGCAGUUCCCCCCCAGGGACGUCCACGGGAUCAGCAUGAUGCCGGGCUCCGCGGAGACGCUCCCAGCAGGCUUCCGGCUCACCACGUCUGGACACUCCCGCAGAUUACCCCCUGAAGUUCUCUAUGAGGCCUUGGACGACAGUCCUGACGACAUGUAUUUGGACUGGUUUCAAGCCGGACCAUCAGCAGUACAGCGCCUGGACAGCUCCACAGUAAGGACCUACUCUUGCUGAGGGAGAGAGAGGGACUACGAGCUGUCCAGACGCUGCUGGAGUUGCACCCUGAAGCUGCUGGAAAAAACAAAGUCUGACGAUGCACACUGCCAAGAAGCGACUGCCCCACCACCUUACCCUCACCCCCCCCCCCCCU
Molecule: messenger RNA, 4090 nt
Organism: Hypomesus transpacificus
Lineage: Eukaryota; Metazoa; Chordata; Actinopteri; Osmeriformes; Osmeridae
Gene: ppfia2
Product: PTPRF interacting protein alpha 2
Exons: 32
Coding region: 175-3954 (1259 amino acids)
Biological process (GO): synapse organization
Cellular component (GO): presynaptic active zone
Molecular function (GO): protein binding
Source: RefSeq, a predicted model, not a curated record